AAACACACUUAUUUAGCGACAUUCUCAAACUAAUUAUAAUUUCAAUUUAACAAUCUCUUGCACAACGGUUACAUUACGUAACUGUGUGGAACGAUAACUCUUAGCAACCUCCGCGCAGAGAUUUGACUGGAACCAGCUUAUGUGCUUAUGGAACGACAACUCUGCGUGGAGUUUGGGAGAUUAGCUGAACGUGCUCGAUUGUGUCCAUGGUGUAGGUCGAUUUCCAGGUGCGAAUAAUACAAAUUACAGAAACGUUGCAUUCUGGUGACCACUUCCGAACGUUUCUGCAACGUUGCACGCGAAGCUUCGGUCGAACUUUUGAGAAGUAUGUUGCAACAACGUUGCUUCUAGAUUCCAGCCUUCAAUUAGAUUUGACACCGUUAACAAUGUCGAAGUUGCAUACGUAUAUACUGGCGGUGGCAGUGCUUCUGUGUGCAGCAAGAGUUGUCUCCUCUGAUGACAAACUUACACCAAGUCCUGUCAGCCCUGCAAGUUCUACUUCCAUUUCACCAACACACAAUGCAUCAUCAACUGUAAACACAUCAAACACUAUUUUAGCAAGUAAAACAACAAACCUAACAACCACUUUACCAACACACAAUGCAUCAUCAACUGAAAACACAUCAAACCUAACAACCAUCCCAUACUCAGUAACCACUACUACAAAACCAACAAGCGACACAACCACUACUACAAAAUCAACAACCAUCACAAUCACAACAACCACCAACAGAACAAUCACCAACACAUCAACCAUCACCAAUGCAACAACCCCAACUACAAAACCAUCAGCCACCACCAACGCAACAACCCCAACUACAAAACCAUCCGCCACCACCAAUGCAACAAUCCCAACUACAAAACCAUCAGCCACCACCAACGCAACAACCCCAACUACAAAACCAUCAACCACCACCAACGCAACAACCCCAACUACAAAACCAUCAGCCACCACCAAUGCAACAACCCCAACUACAAAACCAACAACCCCCAUCAUUCCAACAAAUACCUCUAACACAACAACUGCAAAUACAAAACCAACAAACAACACAAAUACAACAACCACAACACAUUCUCCAUCUAAUGGGUCAUCGUCCACAGGAAAUGCUUCUGAAAAACCAAGUCCCAAGGAGCUAUCAUCUUCUAAUAAUGGGACAAAGGUGACCAUAGCUGUUGUGGCUACAUGUUUGGUGGUGUUUUUCGUCAUUUUUGGUGGCGUGUGUUUGUUCAUGCGAAGGAAAAGGAGAUAUUUUGGACAAUUUCGGAUGGCACGACUUCGAGAGGAAGAUGAGGACGAGGGGAACACAUUUUCCGCCGACAUGGAAUAGACCUGAGAGUGAUAAGAUUGUGAGGAGUGAUUUUAUGGUUUAUUGAAUGAUUUGAUUGUGUAUUGAGUUAUUGUGUAUUGAGUUAUUGAGUAUUGAGUAUUUGAAUGUGUAUUGAAGGCUCAAGAGAGAUUGAAUUUUGUAAGUAUGGAAUAAACCUAAGAAGCCUUUUUUAUUAAUUGAGGGAUUUAAUUGUGCUAGAGAGGGAUUGAAUUUUGUAAUAUGGAAUAAACCUGAGAGUGAUUUGAUUGUGUAUAUCAACAGGACCUGAGAGACAUUAAAAAUUGUUAAGAUGAAAAAAACAUGAGACUGAUUGGAUUUUUAACAUAGAAAAGUUCUCUAUGGAGUUAUUUGAUAAGAUACCAAUAGGUCAAUGGUCUUAUCUUUGGGGCUGAACAAAUACUGAUUAUUAGUGCUUAUGUUUAAUGUUUCAAUGAUGAAUGUAUUUAAGAAAUUUGUGAUCAUAAACCAUGAAAAUUGUUGUAUAUUUUUAAUGAAUUUGAUGAAAAGACCUGGUACUCAAUAGUUAGUUUUCUACAACAAAGACUUCAUUCAUAUGUAUUAUAAAUUCUGACAAAAAUUGUAACCCUGAUUAUUGAUGACAAUUAUUUUUGUAUGAACAUUUCAUAUAUUUUUUUUAAUAGUGAGUUUAUGUUAUUUCAGAGGUCAAAAAUAUAAACCGGAAAAGCAGAACUUGACCUUAAUCAGUAGGGUCACUAAACAAAGAUGUGUUUAAUUAUGUGUAUUUUUUAAGAUCCUUCAAAAUUUAGUAAGUUAUUCUGUACUAUUCUGAACAAAACUAUAGCUGUCUUAAAAAUGUUUUAUUGGUUUGUGACCAACUAAUGAUGAUAAGCAAUCAUACUUGUAAUUUGUACAGUGUUAUUUUAAACAAAGAUUGUUUGGAAAAAAAAAUUGUGCUUACACAUGUAUAUAAUUUGAGCCGCAUAAUGCAAAAGUGGGUCAUGUGGCAUAUCAGCCAUCUUAGCCAUAAAGUUACUAAAGAUUUCUUGGUCUCAUUAGCGGACACGGAAGUUGCGCAAAUGUGCGGGGCUGGUAAGAAGCUUUGCGAGUCGCAUUUGGCUUAAGACUUAUUUUUGCAUUAUUUGGCUCAUUUGUUGCUUAUGUUAUUUGUUAGCUAUUUAAGUGCUUUACAAACUUUUGAGAUUGUUAAGACCUAUUUGUUAGCUAUUUAAGUGCUUUACAAACUUUUGAGAUUGUUAAGACCUAUUUGUUAGCUAUUUAAGUGCUUUACAAACUUUUGAGAUUGUUAAGACCUAUUUGUUAGCUCUUUAAGUGCUUUACAAACUUUUGAGAUUGUUAAGACGUUUGUAUGAAUGUUUAUUAUGAUUAAGAUCUUGCCAUUUUAAAGAAAUAUUUAAUUGUGUAUCAUUUGUAUUAUUGUUCUUUAAAGGGUAAUGUAUAAAACUCAGUCAAGAUACUAGAAUCCAGGGGGCCGUUUCAUAAAAGAUCGUACGACAAUUUUAACUUACGAGAGAAUUUUGUCAUCUUAAUAAGUAGACGAGCUAGCCCGCCAUGCUUGUCAAAUAUAUGCGGCGCUUGAGAUGCCAAUGUAAUUAAUUAAGUACUGAAAAUUUAUAAUCAUAUGAUAUGGACUUAAGCAAUUAUGUAUCUUCAAAAAAUUUAUCGUAUCGUGUAAUGUGUACUACGAUGUUUAUUGAAACGGUCCUCUGAUUUGUUUCAAAAAACCAUUUUGUCAGCAAUAUGAACCAUAGCUUAGUAAAAAUUUCAUUUGUUAUAUUUUGCAAGUUUUUUGUGUGAAAUAAUUGUUAAGUGCUCGAGUUGUCUGAAGUCUUUCACUGACCCAAAGCACCAUUUUAUCUUAAUUUUCACACACACUAUGUUUUGUUUUUAAUUGAAACCGAAUCAUUAAUAAGAAGGUAUUAUUGACUUACUUCAACUUUGUAGCAUGAAAGAUUAUUAGGUGGAGAUCAUUUAAUUAUAUGCAAGUCUUAAAUUGAUGCAACAAUUUUAUUGAACAUGCUUGAAGUAUUAUGUAAAAGAAAUCAAAAUCAUAGCUAAAAUACCUACCAGGUAGUUUCUAUUUCUCUUUAAAUUAUUGCCUUUUUAUUAAUGAAGAUCUUGAACACUCAUUCUUAUGAUUUUUAUAAAAACAUUUUUUUCUUAUAAAAAGGAGUGCUACAUGUAUAAAUUUAGGGGAAUUAAAUUUUUCAAUUUUAGAACAAGUGGAAUAUGUGACAUCUGUGUCCUAUUGAAAUGUCUUUGAUUUCUUAUAAUCUGUAAAACCAAAUACUGUUUUGUAUUUAUUUGUCUAUUUUCUGUUAGUUCAUUCCAAUCUAUCUAAUUAUGCUUUCAUUUCUGCUGUUUCUAUCCUUUUUAUUAGCAAAUAUUGUUUUUGUUAUUAUAUAAUUUAAGUAAGUUUCUGAUCAUUCCUUUUUGUUGUCUUUUUAUAUUUUAAUUAAACUGUGCUUAUGUAAACGAACAAUUUAUAUCCCAGGGAUCGGGAUGGGUGGGGGUAAAUGUCUAAGUCGAUUGAAGAUGAGUCUAGUAUCAUAAUCAGACUAUAAACACAUGCAUUUAACAGUUUAUAUUAAGUCAUCGCAGGACACAAAACAUCAUCAUGAUAAUAAUAUACAAACAAAUUAUAUUCAUACAAAUUAUUCACUGACAAACAUGUGUGGCAAUGCAUUAAACAUGCUUCUAAAACAUCUAUUAGUUUGUUUCAGUUAUUAUAAAUACUGUUAUUUAAUGUUUACCCAUGCAUUAAAAUGAAGCCCAUUUGAAUAUUAAACAAUUGCUGUUAGUUGUCCAACUAACUGUGUUCAUUUCCAAAGCAUUCCUCAUUCCAUAUUAUGUGAACACAUGCUCUUUAGGUCAUUAUCAGUUAUGUAAAUUUGAUACUGAUUUUAUAUAUAUAUAUGCUUCAAGCAUAUAGACUCAGAUUAUUUUGUUUUGAAGCUUGUUGUUUUUUUUAAUAUACUAGUACGGAUCUAACAGUGCUUUUCUGUGAUGUGGUUGUUUGCUUUUAAAUCUUUUGAUUCCUUUAAACAAACGUGUAAUUCAUAUAUAAAUGUGACUUUUUGGUCUUUAAGGAUUUUAACACUUAAUACUUUACAUAACUGAAUAUUGUUAGCCUACAUUGUAGAAAAUCAAGUCGUGCUAUUGUCAGCUCUUUGUUUUCUGCAUAAAGUACUUAGUAAUAAGUGAUCACCUUAAAGUGUAUACCUCGCAGGAGGUAAAUAAAUGACGUUUUUGCAUAAGGCGUGUCCUUUUGUUAGCUUAGAUUUUUUCUAGAAGUCAAUUUGCCUAUAUAUAGAGCAGGUAUUGACUCUAAACUGAAAAUAAUUAAUCAGAGUUAUGAACUUUGUUUGUAAAGUGUAUAAUAUGAGGUUACUCUUAAAAUGAUUUUGUCAGAGUGAUUUCCCUGUCUCAACUUAGACAUAUAUUGCUAUGUCACUUUUUCAAUACAUAACAGGUAUUGACUUUAAAUUGCAUUAAUAAAUGGAACUAUGACAAUGUUUUAUGUAACCUUUUUACAAGACCCUAAAAUACUAAGAAACAAAAGAGAAAAUUGAGAUUCAAGCAACCAUAAAUUAUUCUGUUCUAGUAAUUACAUCAUCUGUCCAUCAUGCUUCUUGUUUAAGUAUCAAUAUCUUUCUAACCAUACUUCAUAUAUUUAUAAUAUUGACACCGGCCUUUAAGAGGAACAGACAAGUUUCGAAUUCCCAAUGAAAGCGUUAGUCAAGGCUCGAUUAAUUUAUAAACAAGUCCAAAACAAGGCACACAAUGUGCAGUUCUAUUAUGGUUUAUACUACUGUCUGUAAUUAUAUUGUCAUGUUACGUGUAUUGUCUAUAAAUAAUCACAAAAAUUACUUCUGGAAAAAUAAGAUAAUACUUAUACAUACAUGUGUGAUAAGUGUCAUUGUACUUGUAAAGUUUUGGAUUAUUAAAACACUACCAAUAUAUCAUAAAACAACAUUUUUUAUUCAUUUUGACAAAUAAAUCUGAUAUAAUAAAUACGUUCAUAUAUAUUUUUAAUAAAUUUGAAAAAAAGGAUACAAUCAGUAUGAUCAUAUAUAUUAUAUAAUAAAUUUGUGUUUUGUCAGAAUGAUUUAAAAUGUUUUAUGGCAUGUUGAUAGUGUUCAUUAAUUUCAUUUGUGUCACAUGGGUGGGGUAAUGGGCCUUGUAAGUGACAAGGUCAUAUGCCCAAAACCUGUGCUUUCGCAUGGUCCUCUGUUUACUCUGUUUUAUUUAUAUUACACUAUGUUACUAAAGUUCUCUUUAUUAAUCAAGGUUGUCCAAUUAUUUUGCACAUUACUUGUCGAGAAUUAGUUACAUAUCGUUAAAAUGUUAUUGAUUUAUGUUAAUUGCUGAUGUAUUUUUGUAUUCAUCAAUUUCAAGAGUGUUACAUCACAUGUUAUAUAAUAAAGUGAAACACUUA
Dreissena polymorpha is the source of this 5745-nucleotide messenger RNA. RefSeq lists its product as uncharacterized. The transcript has 5 exons. The record is from RefSeq and is a predicted model, not a curated record. Bases 387 to 1328 code for a protein of 313 amino acids. Lineage: Eukaryota; Metazoa; Mollusca; Bivalvia; Myida; Dreissenidae.